AUGUCAACGUCUUCACUGCAUUGCGUUUUAUCGGAUUCUUUUUCUCUAAUCGCUGAUUUCGCCUUUUCUCCGAUAAACCCUUUCUUUUUCGAGGAGCCUUGUUCCUCACAUUACGGCUCUCUCUCUCUUCUCAUACCCACAGGUUUUCUUCCUCCUUCUACUGCCGAAAUGAAAGAAGAAAGAUCAAUUUCGCUUCGUCAGCUUAUGACUGAUGAAGGGCUCACUCCAUCUCUUGAAGACGAAAAGAAACGAACAAGUGUUAUUAAUCAGCUGCACAAGAUAGUGGUGAGAUGGAUUAAGGUUGUUGCCUGGAAACGCCGUCUUACUCAACAUCAGAUUAACGCCACCAACGCCACCAUUAUAGCCUAUGGAUCUUACGGUCUUGGGGAGGAUUUUUUCAUCGAGUUGCGUAAUUUGUUGAAGAGCAGAAGAGAAGUUACAGAGGUUCACUGUGUUAAAGAUGCGAAAGUUCCUCUCAUCCGCUUUAAGUUUGAUGGGAUCUUGGUUGAUCUUCCAUAUGCUCAACUUAGAGUAUCAUCCAUCCCAAAUGAUGUAGAUGUGCUGAAUCCUUUCUUUCUGAAGGAUAUUGAUGAGACAAGUUGGAAAAGUUUGUCUGGAGUUCGCGCAAACAAAUGCAUCCUUCAAUUAGUGCCUUCUGUAGAGCUAUUCCAAUCAUUGCUGCGGUGUGUCAAACUAUGGGCAAAGAGGCGUGGUGUGUACGGUAACUUGAAUGGAUUCCUAGGAGGGGUUCAUAUGGCUGUUCUUGCGGCGUUUGUUUGUGGAUAUGACCCGAAUGCUACACUGAGUUCCCUUCUGGCGAGUUUCUUUAACACAUUUGCGUAUUGGCAAUGGCCUACACCUGUGGUGCUGCUAGGGGAUGCUUAUCCAUCUGCUGCUUCUCCUCCAGGGUUAAUGCCCAUCCAAUUGCCUUGCGGUGCACAUCAGUACUGCCACUCCAACAUAACAAGGAGCACAUUUUACAAGAUCAUGUCUGAGUUUCUCCGUGGCCAUCAUUUCACAAAGGGUUACUUGGAACCUAACUUCAGCUGGAAGAAUUUGUUUGAGCCUUAUCCAUAUGCAAGCACGUACGCUUGGUUCGCCAAGAUACACCUCUCGGCUGCAACUCAGGAAGAUCUCAGUGAUUGGGUUGGUUUGGUUAAGUCACGUUUCCGCUGUCUUCUGAUCAAAAUAGAGCAAGUCUUUGGCAUCUGCGAUCCAAACCCAACUGAGUAUGUAGAAACGUAUACAAAUCAGCCAAACAUUGUGUUUUACUGGGGUUUACACCUCAGAACCAUAAAUGUUUCGGACAUGGAAUCUGCGGAGACGGACUUUCUCAAGAUUCUCAACAGCGGAAGCCUCCGGGGACCAGUCGGUAGAAUCAAGCUAUCGGUUGUGCAAGCAUCUCAGCUGCCUAAGAGUAAGAAUGGUGACUGCGAUAGCAGCAACGGAAGCAAGAAGAUGACAAGGGCUUGUUGGAGAAUCCGGGAAGAUAAGCAAUGCAAGAAAAACACCGGUUUAUGUGGUUGGAUAUGA
Messenger RNA from Thlaspi arvense, 1533 nucleotides. NCBI's taxonomy places the organism in Eukaryota, Viridiplantae, Streptophyta, Magnoliopsida, Brassicales, Brassicaceae. The record is from the annotation of a GenBank genome assembly.